CAGCAAUCUUCACCCUCCCAUCGUUUCCUCUAAUUCAGCGACGACACGACGCUUAGAUUCCAUGAGAUUUCACUCUCCCAUUACCUCUACUACCGCAUAGAGUACCUGCUUUCAUCAUCUACCUCACAUCACAAUAAGAUGUCGCUCUGCAAAGCUACCAUGCCGUCUCCGGUGACAUCAUCCGCCACGAUUCUAGGCUGGUUGAGACAGUCGUCCACCAGACGCUCAGCGCAGACCUCUCGUCUGUUCUCUUCAUAUGGAAAUACCCACCGCUCCUCGAAGCGUGAUAUGCAGACUGCUACCGCCUACCGUCCACACUCGCUGCCCACCUCUUUCCCGCCGCCCCGGAGCGGCGGCACCGACUCUUCCAUCGCCGCAGACUUCCCUUCAUUUCGCGAGAUGAGCCAGCCCCAGAUGCCCGGCCAGGAAGGAUUUUCCAACUUGAGCCUCAGAGAAAGCGAAGCCCAGAAGUCCAAGCCCGUCGAGACCACCUCCACCGCCCCUUCAACCACCACAGCCAAACCCACCGAAAAGCCCCGCCGGAAGCUGCGUGCCAGGAAGGCCGCAAUGAAGCUGACUCCUGUGGCGAUCGAGCAGCUUCGCAAGCUCCUAUCACAGCCCGACCCCAAGCUGAUCCGAGUCGGUGUAAAGAACCGCGGCUGCUCCGGACUCGCCUACCACCUCGAAUACGUGGAAAAGCCGGGCACUUUCGACGAGGUGGUGGAACAGGACGGCGUUAAGGUCCUCAUCGACAGCAAGGCUUUGUUCAGCAUCAUCGGCAGCGAGAUGGACUGGCUGGAAGACAAGCUGAGCAGGAGAUUCGUCUUCCGCAACCCCAAUAUUAAGGAACAAUGCGGAUGCGGCGAAUCCUUCAUGGUAUAAUUUCUCGAUCGGAACGAGAUUUAAUGUGUUCUUCAUAUUAUACGGAUGAUUGUAUGGGUUUUCGCGUUUGUGCAUUGGCCGGCGUU
Molecule: messenger RNA, 968 nt
Organism: Aspergillus sclerotioniger CBS 115572
Lineage: Eukaryota; Fungi; Ascomycota; Eurotiomycetes; Eurotiales; Aspergillaceae
Gene: isa1
Product: Fe-binding Fe/S cluster assembly protein ISA1
Exons: 2
Coding region: 139-882 (247 amino acids)
Biological process (GO): iron-sulfur cluster assembly
Cellular component (GO): mitochondrion; cytoplasm
Molecular function (GO): 2 iron, 2 sulfur cluster binding
Source: RefSeq, a predicted model, not a curated record